Messenger RNA from Carassius auratus (goldfish), 4807 nucleotides. RefSeq names its product regulating synaptic membrane exocytosis protein 3-like. NCBI's taxonomy places the organism in Eukaryota, Metazoa, Chordata, Actinopteri, Cypriniformes, Cyprinidae. The transcript is spliced from 7 exons. Gene Ontology annotation, biological process: regulation of membrane potential; calcium ion-regulated exocytosis of neurotransmitter; positive regulation of synaptic transmission. Gene Ontology annotation, cellular component: presynaptic membrane; cytoskeleton of presynaptic active zone. Bases 392 to 1351 code for a protein of 319 amino acids. Gene Ontology annotation, molecular function: transmembrane transporter binding; small GTPase binding. The record is from RefSeq and is a predicted model, not a curated record.
GGUUAUGCAGUGUAAUUCGCGCCACCAGGGGACUGGAUGGCGAUGAGACCGUUUUUAUCCGGUCUCAUCGCCGCUAGCACGUCUCCAUGGUUACACACCUGCCCCGAUAGGGCCCAAUGGAUCAGGUGUGUAAGCAUCGAGACGCGCGCGCUGUGAGGAGGCUGGACCAGGAGCGCGCUGCUCGCUCGCUCAUCCGUCAGUCGCUCCGUCGCGCUCUUCUGUGCAUGCAACUCCGUCCAGACACCGGCACGCGAACAUCAAAGAAACCCAAACAAUGACAUUAUCUGUAACGACACGACAGAAACACAGCAUUAUCUGACCGACCGAACCGAUCACGAACCUCUUUCUGCUCGCUGUUUGCCGCCUUAUUCCAGUCCAGCACCCAGCGACCAUGAUGCUCAGCAGCUCAGUGGAUGUACCCAGCCCAGGCGGGAUGAGCACGGUGGCCCCCCGGAAUGUAUUUCGCAGUUCCAGCAUUAGUGGUGCCAUGUACAACCUGGAGAAGAGCCCCAGCAGCACAGGGCCUGAUGCCACAGGCCUGGCUGGAAACAAGAAGCGUCGCUCCAGCCUGGGAGCCAAGAUGGUGGCUAUCGUGGGUCUGUCACAGUGGAGCAAGAGCACGCUGCAGCUAAACCAGCAAGACGGUGGAACAAAGAAGCUGCGCAGCACCAUCCGGCGGAGCACAGAGACGGGUAUCGCGGUGGAGAUGAGGAACCGUGUCACACGGCAGGGCAGUAAGGACUCGACAGAUGGCAGCACUAACAGCAACAGCUCUGAUGGGACCUUCAUCUUCCCCACCACUCGCCUCGGCCCUGAGAGCCAGUUCAGUGACUUCCUGGACGGUCUUGGUCCUGCUCAGAUAGUGGGGCGGCAGACGUUAGCCACACCGCCAAUGGGUGAUGUUUACGUUGGUGUGGUGGAUAGAGGGGGUCAGUUAGAGGUCGAAAUCACGCAGGCCCGAGGUCUGACCCCUAAACCAGGCUCAAAGAACAUUCAAGCAACUUAUGUAAAGGUUUAUGUCCUGGAGAAUGGAAUGUGUCUCGCUAAGAAGAAAACCAAAGUGGUGAAGAAAACCCUGGAUCCAACCUUCCAGCAAUCGCUGAUGUUUGACGAAAGCCCACAGGGGAAAGUGCUACAGGUGAUCGUGUGGGGCGAUUACGGUCGCAUGGACAGCAAGUCUUUCAUGGGAAUGGCUCAGAUCCUCCUGGAUGAUCUAGACCUGACAUCGAUGGUGGGCGGCUGGUACAAGCUCUUCCCCACCUCCUCUCUAGCGGACCCCAGCAUCGGCCCCCUGACACGCCAACUCUCCCAGUCCUCGCUCGAGAGCGCCGCCAGCCCCUCGUGCACCUAGACACAUCCAGACCCCGUUUUAAAUAAGCCCCAUUCUAAAUCUCUGUGUGUGUAUGUUUGUUGAAUAUACCCCGCCAUGACCCCAAACGCAUGAACACACAAUCUGAUAGAUCCAGCCAACUCGCCCGGAGCUGGAACGCUCUUCUUUACUGAUACAGAUAUUAAGAGUUGGAUACAAAUCAGGUGUGACACAUAUAACACACACACCCUCCCAGAUGGAUAUGGGUGUAACCAGCAACAUGCGGUUGUAGGGUAGUCAAGAAUCAGUCGUGGCUAGUUACAUGCAGAUCCAUUUUCCAGAGGUCGACCAGUUGUGGCAUAUGAUAAAUCUGCCGAGAAAUGUUCUUGACAAUGUAGCAUUCGUGUUGACGUCACGUCACACAGGAAGCAGAAUGGGUUCUCCAAGACUAGUAGUUUCCGAACCCUCAAGGGUCAGUCAUUUCUCUAUGCCAAACCCAAUCAAAGUUUUAUUUUUUAAAAACCAAAGCAAUUCUUAUUAUCUGUAGUGUUAUGUUAUUGAGUAUGGAUAUGUAGCAGAGUCAGUGACUUAGACAAGAUGCAAAAAAACAAAUACAUAUUAGAAAAAAAAGGUGCGGUCACAUUAGCGAAAUUUAGGCGAAAUUACGUUGGCAAAGAAAUCCAUUUUCCAUUGUCUAAAGUGUUGCGAUAUAUGAAGUCACUUUCAAACCAAGCAACUUUUCGCGCAGCAAUUGCGCCUGACCAACUUGAAGAUGAACGAAAUCUGCUUUGGGACUUUAACGCAAAACUCCAAAUCGCACGGAUUCCUAUAGAAAUGACUGGAAUUCACCUGUAAGAUUUCGCCGACCAACAUUAAAUGUGAUCGCACCUCUAGACUACAUACACAAUUCAACUUUUAAAGGGCAGGGCUUUACUCCACAUGUCAGGUUAUUUAUUAGAAAUGCACAUGAUUCCUAUCGCAUAAAGUAGCAUUUUUUCUUUUUUUUUUCUUUUCAGAGAAGUGAAUAAUUAAAUAUAUAGAUCGAUAUUUGUGUUCAUGUAUUUAUCGACUGCAUUCUGCACGUUAACUCGCAACUCUUGUUGAGCAAAAUAUGUAAAGUGCUAUUUUAAGCUUGCCUUUAAAAUUACUUCGACUUAUAGAUGGUAGGUUAUUUAUUUUGCUAAUGUUUCACUCUCACUUUUUGUCUGAACAACACAAUCUGCACCGAGCUGCAGACGUAGUCCGAGGGACUCGGACCCUCCGAAGGAGAACCAACUGUCCUGAUAAACCAGCAACCCUCAUACACAGCUGCAUUGUGGGAUACGCCAAAUGGUGUCCGCUGGCAAGCAAGAGAACUUUUCUUGUAGCAAGUACCGAAGAUUUCUGGGAAGUUGGAGCCGCAUUAGACUUUACCGCCUCAAGUAGUUUUGGGUUUUAUUUCUACCAGCAUUUGGAAGUGUUAAAGGCCUUUCCCAUUACCUGGUACUCUCAGGAGGUCACGCUGAACUGCAAAACACACACACGUAACAACAUGAGGACUGGUGAUGGGGUCGCUCUCUCAACAGGGUCUUGAAGCCCAGAACAAAUUAUAUUCUGUAAACUUUUUUUUUUUCGUCUUUGAACUUCUGUCCAAUCAGCAGUCUCCUUUAGCUUCGUCUCUGAAGAUGAGUGGCUCUAGAAGGUUUCUUCAUUCGAUCUUUGGUGUUAUUUCGACUUGUGGAUGGAAAGCAGCACUGUAGGUAAAAAUCUAAGUAUUCAUCCCACUCCUGUCAGCCUUUGAAUAUCUCAGAGCAGAAGAAGGUACCUUACACAUCACAAUAUCUCUGUAGCAGCUCAUUUUAUUCAUGUUAGAUUAGUCUGCAGAUGUGAUGGCAACACAUAUAAUAUGAUUCAUAUUUAAUAGUUAAAGUACAAACCAGAAAAUUAUUCAUUUCUACAUUCCCAUAUAAAUGACAAAUCAUGAAAGACAUUUGUAUGCUUCAAACUUUCUUUGAUGGACGCGCACAAUCUCUAAAUAUUGUUUGAUUCUCUGGUUUACAUCAUGAUGGUGUAGAAACUUUUAAAAGCAGAUUAUAAGACGAUCAGCAAACCAUUUAAUCUGAUUUAUCAUUUUGUAUCACAUCAACGUUUGAAAUAUUUAACUAUUGUUUUUUUUCAUGCUUUUUUUUCUAUCUGCCAAUCUCACCCCCCCAAUAAUGGGACUUUACACUUUCUUAUUAAUCAUCUGAAAUGGUAAAUUACUGUAUUUCACCCAAUCAUCAGAAUUUUGACAUAUUUAGAAUAUUUUACUUUCCAUCCCAUCAAAAUUAGUCUCUGUUAUCUUUCACAUACACGUCUUGCUUCUUUCGUAUUUGCACAGGUUUGAUUGUGUUGCACCUUUCUCUUUUCCACCAACAGACAAAUGUCUGUACAUAAAAUUAGGAACAACAUUUUUCUUAAUUCUUACUUAAGAUAAAAUUGUAUUACUGUACUGAAAACAAAUUGUAUUUGCAGUUGAAUGUUUGUCCUUGGUAAACACAUGUAUGAAAUGACUAUUAGACAUUGAUAUUUUUUUUUUUUAUGUGAUUUUACGUACUUGGGACUUUGGGAUAAUAUAAGUGUCCCUCUAUUGUACAAUGAAGUGGCUACAAAAUCUAACUGGUCUUGCAUUUUUGCAAAAUGAAAAGAGUCUGAAUGCAUGAAUAUUAUUGCUGUACUGCUCUAUUUUUUCAGGUGUAGUGGGUGGAUGUAGUUUGUUGCAGUCCAUAGCUAAACCAAAUGCAACAUUGACAAAAAAUUAACUAAAAAAAUCUAGAUUUGCCGCUCCAAGAUUUCUGUGGUUUGGAUGCGUUUUGAUAUUUUAACAUGGAAUGAGAACGAUCAGAUCGAUUUUGUUUUGACAGUAAUCAGAUAAAGCUGUCAAAUGCUUGUGUGAUGUGCUGAUAAUCUGUACAAAUCUUUGAGUAUAAUGAUGUAACUUCUGAAUAAGAUACCAGAAAAAGUGGCUGGCAUCUAGUUCAUUUAAAUGUUCGUACUUCAUGCUUUUAUAUGCGAGACCACUUCAUGCAUUUUAAUUUAUACAUCAGUCAGAAGUCAGGUUUUUUGGGCAGUUUUAUGGCAUGCACAGUUUGUGUGUGAGUGUAAGGUGACACCAGUCUGACUGGAGAAUUAUCUUAAGACACUGAAUACAGAUUAUUAUCAGUGUGAUGUUAUGAUGUAAGGCUCAGAGCGUUUCUGUGUGGAAACAGUUGGAAGUGGUCAACCUGGUAUUCAUGCUUACUUUUUAUUUGCAUUCAGAAAUGGACAGUAGAUUGUAAAACUGAGAAUGAUGCGUGAAUUUGAUCAUUCAUUUUAUGAGAUCUCGCUUCAUCAGGUACUUUAUGAUAUUGAGAGAUUGCUUUAAUUUCAAAUAAUAAGAUAAUACUUUUACAUCUGUUUUUGGGCCAUUUAAAGGAAUAGUUCACCCAACAUGAAAAUGUACUCAGCCCAGACCAUUCAAGAUGUAGAUUAGUUUGUUUU